This is a messenger RNA of Mercenaria mercenaria, 1832 nucleotides long. RefSeq lists its product as uncharacterized. The transcript is spliced from 2 exons. NCBI's taxonomy places the organism in Eukaryota, Metazoa, Mollusca, Bivalvia, Venerida, Veneridae. The record is from RefSeq and is a predicted model, not a curated record. Bases 802 to 1542 code for a protein of 246 amino acids.
GAUUUUUCCACAGGAGCCUGAAAUUCUAUCUAUAAUGCUCCAAAAUGGCUAAAUAUAAAAAUUACCCCUCCUAUAUAUAUAAAAAAAGAACAGGAAUGAAACAAAACCGUACCCCGCCCACUUUUUGUAAACAAGAAACUUCGAAAAACAGAAAAGCAUCUCUAUACGAGCGGUCUUAUUUUGAAGAGGACAAAAAAAUAUACUAGAAACACUGCUUACUGUAAACUGUCUUCCUUUUAACUAACACAAAAUCAUCAUUUUCAAUACCUUUUCGUUCAUCGCCGAAACCAUUGCGUGACGUCACAUAUACAUGUACCUGUUUCACAGCCUCGCAGUUAAUUCGAUGUACUUUCACUUCGAUAAGAAAUAAAGGUAAGAUAUUGUUUAUGUUCUAUAUUUUAUUGUUCAUUUUUCCAUGAAGAAAAAUUAUAUAUUUGCAUUUGUUUGUCAAUGUAUUCAACUAAUAUUUUCAAAACAAAAACGUAAACAAAAGGGGAAGUAACUCCAUUAUUCACUGGAGGGAAAUUUAAAAAUUGAAAACUUUCAUAGUGACUAUUUUUUAUUAUGGCAGAUAACCUGAGCGCUGCGAUAUGGUAUGGAAAUCCUGUGUUUUUUAUAAAAAUGUUGCAUUUGACCCUUAAUUAGUUAUGACACAUCGAAGUGAAAGUAUAUCGAAUUAACUGCGAGGCUGUGAAACAGGUACAUGUAUGUGACGUCACGCAAUGGUUUCGGCGAUGAACGAAAAGGUAUUGAAAAUGAUGAUUUUAUGUUAGUUAAAAGGAAGACAGUUUACAUUGUCACAUGGAUGAAUGCAUUUCAUCAUCAGUAUGUGGAUUGAUAGAGCGCCACCCAGCUGAAAAAAAGGAAGUGCAAGAACUGUCAAAAAAGAAACAGAACAUUGAGGGUGAACUGAAAGCACUAAAAUGUGAGCUAAAAAUGAAGAAAAAAAUAUCUGCUGAAGCAACUAGUUCCUUUGAAGCUAAAAUUCAUGACAUAUUAAUCCGUACAAAUCCUGCCAAGUAUCUAACAAACAAUAGAAGGCCAAAAGAAGGAGUUAUACUAGCAGAUUCAUAUAUUUUAAAACAAUACUAUGGUAGCAAGAACCCUUCAAAGGACGACCUUGAACGAGACAGUGAUAUAUUUCAAACUGUUGUUCGCUCAUACGAAGAGAAAGUGAACAAACGGAGUAACAAACCAAAAAAUAGUGUAGCUAAACAGUUAGAUAUUCAGUUGAAUACAAAUACAUGUUCUGCUGUUGGAGAAAAUUUACAGGGUUCUUCUAUGCUUUACCCUUAUCCCUAUCCAUAUGUCUGGAAUUACGGUCAAAGUUUUGUGCCGAAUUUUGGUUCACCUGGACAGAGUACAUCGCAAAUAUUUGGGUCAAACUUCAGACCGUUUGAUACAGUCCAAGCAUCACCACAAGCACAGUGGAGACGCCGCCACCACCACCACCACCACCACAAGAGGGCUGAUUUUAUUUGUGAUAAUGUACAUGUGACUGAAAACAAAUCUGUUUCUUGUUUGUUUUGUGUUCUUUUUUAAAAGUAUAUAGACUAUUAAUUGUUGCAUAAAACAACACUGUGCUUUUCAGGGUCACUAAAGUUUUGUCUUUUAUCAAACUUAAUAUGUAUCAUGUCAGUUUACCAUUGUUUUACUAGAUCUAACUAGCUUUAAGAACAAGGAGUUCAUGCAGAUAUGUGUCUUAAAUAUAUUUGAAAUAUAAAUAAAAUAUAGACAUUACCCGGCAUUAGAUUUUGAAAAUAUAAGAAUGCACAAGUUCUUUCUUAUUUGUUCAGUUUGUUUUGAUAUUGUAAAUAAACAACAUUGAUUAA